AUGGCGUUUGAGUCGGACGACGUAAUGUUGAGCCGUGAAACUCCACGAUUAGGAAACUAUUCCGACUUUGCUUUGAACAUGUCUGGUUUGUCCGAAGGUCCGGCGGGUACAGCGGAAAUCGUCAUUCUCAGCCUUUUGUUCUCCGUGAUCGGAGCUGUGGGCAUCGUCGGGAACAUGUUGGUCGCUCUGUCCAUCUUGACUGACAGACGAAUGAAGAAAAGUCCAACAAAUUUGUUUAUUCUGAACAUUGCGCUGGCGGACGAAAUCAUCAUGAUUUUCGGAGUUCCUGAGAUCGUUCAGUUCAUGCUGAACAGGGGUUGGUUGCUGGGUAGUGUGAUAUGCCGCGUGGACAGGUACCUUUUGGUUACUGGGCUCUACGUGUCUGUGGCCACUCUGAUUGCUGUGUGCGUUGAAAGGUAUGUGGCGAUUGUCCAGCCCCUGAAGGCGCACCUCUUCUGUAGCCGUGGUCGUGUCCUGACCGUCAUCGGCUGCAUCUGGCCCCUCUCAGCCGUCCUCGCCAUCCCUACAGCCAUCUUCAAUACCGUCGUCGGCGAGAGUGUCAAGUUCUGCGUUAUCGUCUUCCCGGUGGAGCAUUUCUUUCGGAUUUACAAAUACACCGAGUUUUUCCUGUUUUAUCUGAGCCCCCUGGUCGUACAGAUUGUCCUGUACAGCAUCACCAUCAAAACACUCUUCUUCGACGUGAAACAAUUGCACGAGGGCAUCCGUAGGAAUAACACGAAGGACCAGUUCGAGAGCGAUAAGUCAUUCGACACCCUCAAGUCCAGGAAGGGUGUGGUGAAAAUGCUGGUGAGCUGCGUGGUGAUUUACUUCGUAAGUUAUUCACCGCACCAAGUGCUACUCGUGUACAACACAUUCUCCUCUACCCAUUUUAACGAGACCUGGCCUUUCCUGGUGUUCGUCAUGAUUAUUGCUUACAUCAACUCGGCUGCCAAUCCGGUCCUCUAUGGCAUUUUCAGCGAGAACUAUCGUAAACGUUACACUGCCAUUUUCUGCAAGUCUUGCCAAAUGACCAAAAAGAACUUACACCGUUUUUCCUCUUACGGUGGGUCGAUAGCCUUCCAAUCUACCAGGAUUAUGAGCUCCAGAGGAGGCACGGAUAUGUGA
Messenger RNA from Liolophura sinensis, 1125 nucleotides. Its product is annotated as neuropeptide receptor 15-like. Lineage: Eukaryota; Metazoa; Mollusca; Polyplacophora; Chitonida; Chitonidae. The record is from RefSeq and is a predicted model, not a curated record. The transcript is spliced from 2 exons. Gene Ontology annotation, cellular component: plasma membrane. Gene Ontology annotation, biological process: G protein-coupled receptor signaling pathway. Gene Ontology annotation, molecular function: G protein-coupled receptor activity. The coding region runs from base 1 to 1125 and encodes 374 amino acids.